CAUUAAACAGUAAAACAGUUACCAUGCGGCCAGAUCGUGUAUGGAUGCACAAAGACACAUGGGCUGACAGACAUUUUAGAACUGCUUCUGUAUAACCAAAUAUUUCAUUCUUAUUCCUGAAUUUGUAUCAACAACGUUGUGAUUGGGAAAUAGUCCAAUGUCAAAAAUGAAUAGAGAGCCCCCUAAAAAUGUGUACAGCAAUAACAGACUUAGGAAAAUUGCACCUGCUGCAGAUCAUAGCACUACAAGUCGAUCGUCUCAUCAUCAGCAUACUUCUGCUCCCGACAACAGCGGUGUGAGGAUCAGCAACAAACCUCGGGAAACAAAAGUUGACAGAUCUCUACAUUUCAACAAAACCCAAUCAAAAUAUCAAAAACAUUUUGAGCCCAAUUCACCAACUAAAACUUUGGGUGAGUUAAAGGCUCCCAAAAGGGUAAAUGAAGGUCCUGUUAUGAGGCAGUCUCUACUCGACUUGAAACAUCCAUCUCGUCCAGGAGAUUUGGGUAUUCCACUUGCACACAGUUAUGUCCAAAGAAAGGUUUCCAAUAAUACACAAUCCCAUCAUCAACCAACUGACAAAAAGCCAAGGAAAAAUUUUGACUAUUUAGAACAACAAAGUUCUUCCUUUGGGGUGAAACGUGGUCGACUGCAUUCAGAUAAUCCCUCCGUUUGGAGUCCGUUUCAAGGUAAAUAA
Messenger RNA from Daphnia pulex (common water flea), 694 nucleotides. RefSeq lists its product as uncharacterized. Lineage: Eukaryota; Metazoa; Arthropoda; Branchiopoda; Diplostraca; Daphniidae. The transcript is spliced from 4 exons. The record is from RefSeq and is a predicted model, not a curated record. Bases 158 to 694 code for a protein of 178 amino acids.